Messenger RNA from Clavispora lusitaniae ATCC 42720, 1125 nucleotides. RefSeq lists its product as uncharacterized. The record is from RefSeq and is a predicted model, not a curated record. NCBI's taxonomy places the organism in Eukaryota, Fungi, Ascomycota, Pichiomycetes, Serinales, Metschnikowiaceae. Gene Ontology annotation, cellular component: membrane.
AUGGGCGCUCGCCAGACUUAUCUCGAGCUAAAGGAAAAAGCGAAUGCCUUCCAUGUCUCGGUCAUCAUGCCCAAUCUAGGAAUUAGUCUUCUUCUAUUGUCGCAGUUUCUCAACUCCAUCAUGGUUUUGACCUGUAAGCUUUUGGAAGGCGACCGAGACUUGGCAAAGCCCAUCCACCCGGUCCAGAUCUUGUUUGUCCGCAUGUUCAUCACUUAUACUCUUUGCGUCUUGUACAUGGUGGUGACGGGAAAAGUUGCAGAUGCACCUUUAGGUCCCAAAUCACAGAGACCUCUUUUGGUGUUGCGAGGCAUCUUUGGCUUUUUCGGUGUUUUCGGCUUGUACUACUCGUUACAGUAUCUCAGUCUCUCCGAUGCGGUCUCCAUCACAUUUCUUAUUCCUAUGGUAACGACUUUCUUUGCCUGGAUCGUCUUGGGCGAAAAAUACUCUCUUCUUGAAGGCGUGUGCGGACUCUUAUCUUUGGUCGGAGUGGUAAUUAUCGCCAAACCCGAUUUCCUCUUUGGCAGCAGCUCCGAGACACAAGGAAACGACGCUGCAGAAUCGUCUUCCAGCAGGCUCCGUUUGAUUGCCACCACUUUGGGGCUUAUUGGUGUGUGUGGCGCCUCGAGCGUAUACGUUUUGCUCCGUAAAAUCGGAAAGCUGGCUCAUCCGCUCAUUUCGGUGAGCUACUUUGCCAUGAUCACCUGCUUGAUCACCUUCGGCGCCACAAUUGUGGUUCCAGGCCUCUCUUUCCAAAUGCCACGGACUUUCUACCAGUGGUUUUUGUUUCUCUUGAUUGGGCUUUCUGGUUUCUUCAUGCAAUUCUGCUUGGCAGCGGGUCUCCAGCGGGAAAAAGCCGGCAAGUCUUCUCUUGUCACCUACUGCAAUAUGGUGUUUGCUCUUUUCUGGGACCUCGUUAUAUGGCACCAUGUGCCGGGCUUGCUUAGCGUCUUGGGAUCUGGCCUUAUCAUCAUGAACGCGUUCAUUGUUUUCAAGUUCAAGCCCACUGUCGAGGACGAUGUUCCAGACAUCGAAAAAGAUCAGGGCAAGUACCUGGUCCCAGGAGACAUUGCCUUGCAAGACUUUAUCUUGAGCGACGACGAGCUCGAAACCGAUGAUAGACAAUAA